This is a messenger RNA of Scophthalmus maximus (turbot), 1354 nucleotides long. RefSeq names its product serpin peptidase inhibitor, clade E (nexin, plasminogen activator inhibitor type 1), member 3 (gene serpine3). The transcript has 8 exons. The coding region runs from base 1 to 1272 and encodes 423 amino acids. NCBI's taxonomy places the organism in Eukaryota, Metazoa, Chordata, Actinopteri, Pleuronectiformes, Scophthalmidae. Gene Ontology annotation, biological process: negative regulation of endopeptidase activity. The record is from RefSeq and is a predicted model, not a curated record. Gene Ontology annotation, molecular function: serine-type endopeptidase inhibitor activity.
AUGUGUCGCCCGCCAGCGGCCGCUUCACUCCUCAUCUUCCUCUGGCUGGUGGAGCGGAGCCACUGCGACGGCAGCAGCCUGCAGGAGAGCAUGGCGGCGCUGCACGCCCGGUUCGCCCUCGGCCUCUACCAGACGCUCACCGAGACGGAGAACGACUCCAACCUGAUCGUGUCUCCCGUGAGCGUCUCCCUGUCCCUGGGGCUGCUGCAGUUCGGCGCCCGGGGCAACACGCUGGCCCAGCUGGAGGGGACGCUGGGGUACAACGUGAACGACGCUCAGGUGCAGGACCUGCUGCUGCACGCCCGCGGCGACGUGAGCAACAGCAGCCAGGGCAUGUGGCUGCAGCAGACCUGCACCUUGUUCGUGCAGAGCGGCGUCCGGCUGCUGACGGAGUUCACGCAGCACGCCGCAGCCUGGGCCAACGCCAGCGUGGUGCGCGCCAACUUCAGCCAGCCGCACCGCGCGCGCAGCCAUCGUCAGCCGGAGAGAUCGGGCCACAGCCAAGACGAGACGUGGCCCCUCCAGUCGGGCGGCAGCAGCGGGGAGCUGUCGGGCUCCGGCGAGGCCCAGGCAGAGGCCCUGUGGUGGGGCCGCCGGCUGCAGAUGGCCCUGGUCAACACGGUGGCCUUCAGGGGCGUGUGGCAGAAGCACUUCCUCUUCACCAACACGCAGAACCUGCCGUUCACCCUCGCCGACGGCAGCGCCAUCAAGGUGCCCAUGAUGUAUCAGGCCACAGAGGUCAGCUUCGGUCAGUUCAGGACGGCGUCCGACCAGCGCUACACGGUGUUGGAGCUGCCGUACCUGGGCCGCUCUCUGAGCCUGAUGGUGGUGCUGCCCAGCGACAGGAAGACGCCGCUGUCCUCGCUCGACUCGCAGCUCAACGCUCGGCAGCUGGAGUCCUGGGACGCCGGCCUGCGCAGAACCAAGAUGGACGUCUUCCUGCCCAGGUUCAGAAUGCAGAACAAGUUCAACCUGAGGGCGGUGCUUCCCGCCAUGGGCAUCAGUGACGCCUUCAACCCGACAGCCGCUGACUUCACAGGAAUAUCAGUGGACGAGGGUCUUUAUGUGUCCGACGCCUUCCAUGAAGUGAGAAUAGAAGUGACAGAAGACGGGACGAAGGCCGCUGCUGCCACAGCCAUGGUGCUACUCAAACGAUCCCGUGCUCCGGUUUUCAAGGCGGACCGGCCGUUCUUGUUCCUGCUGCGACAGAGUAACACAGGUUCCGUCUUAUUCAUGGGCCGAGUGAUGAACCCAGCUGACCAGGCACCCUGAAAUCAUUUACACCCCAGCCCCCUAUUUCACUACCAGUAUUUAUUUGUGGACCAACGGGAGGGUCCGCGGACACUUCAGGAAG